Manihot esculenta (cassava) is the source of this 1058-nucleotide messenger RNA. Its product is annotated as conserved oligomeric Golgi complex subunit 4. NCBI's taxonomy places the organism in Eukaryota, Viridiplantae, Streptophyta, Magnoliopsida, Malpighiales, Euphorbiaceae. The coding region runs from base 74 to 709 and encodes 211 amino acids. The record is from RefSeq and is a predicted model, not a curated record. The transcript is spliced from 3 exons.
GGUGCAAAGCUGAUUUUGGGUGGUGUUUGUGAGCAAAAAAACUGGGACAGAGAUUGCAACUGCAUUGAAUAAUAUGGAUGUGAGUAACGAGUAUGCAGUGAAGCUAAAACAUGAGAUUGAAGAGCAAUGCGCAGAGGUGUUCCCUGCGUCAGCAGAAAUAGAAAAGGUGAAAUCUUGCUUGUCAGAGUUGGGUAAUAUGAGCAAUACCUUCAAGCAAACCCUGAUUGCCGGCAUGGAAAAACUUGUGUUAAAUGUGACACCUCGAAUCCGUCCAGUGUUAGAUAAUGGAGUAACAACCAUUAGCUAUGAGUUGUCUGAGGCAGAAUAUGCAGAUAAUGAGGUGAAUAUCCCAUCAGUCCAGAGUCUUCUCCAUGCUAUUGAGACAAACAUGUCAUGGCUUCAGCCUCUAAUGACAUCAAACAACUACGAUUCAUUUGUGCAUUUGGUCAUUGACUUCAUUGUGAAGAGGCUCGAAGUGAUAAUGAUGCAGAAAAUGCUUAAUCAGCUUGGAGGCCUUCAGCUUGACAGAGAUACAAGGGCUCUGGUAAGCCAUUUCUCAAGCAUGACUGGGAGGACUGUUAGAGACAAGUUUGCUCGACUCACUCAAAUAGCAACCAUCCUGAACUUGGAGAAGGCAUCUGAAAUUCUAAAUUUCUGGGGUGAAAAUUCGGGACACGGGACCUAUGACCUGGAGGUUAACCCCUGCUGAGGUUAGGAGAGUGUUGGGUCUCAGGGUUGAUUUUAAACCUGAAGCAAUUGCUGCUCUCAAGUUGUAAUUCCAAAACAGUCAUCAUUUGGCCCAGGUAUUAGAUCAGGCGUUGUCAUCUUCCUACGCUUCCCUUUAGUCUUUUGCUGGCAUGCUAGGAUUAUUUUAUUGUUUGAAGAAACUUUGGUUAGUGCUCUACUAUUUCUUUAGUUUACUUGAUCUUUCAAACUUGCGGUGUAAAAAAAAAAUGCUUAGAUUAUGAGGCCAAAAGGGAAUUUUGCUUGUACAGAUUUGGAAGAAUUUUGCAGUAUAAUACUUCGUCCAUUACUGUUGUUUGGUUUUGGAAGAUGGA